AACCUAUUACAAAGAAUACUAUCUGUAUGUUUUGUUGAACGUUUGCUGAAAUAAAGCAGCGAAUCUAUAACUGUAACUAACCGCCCUAAGCUAUCUACAGUAUUCGGCGAGCAAGUGAGCUAGCUAACAGUAAUACAUUGGAGCAAGACACAACUCGAUAGCAGGUGUCCCCUCUUUCUCCAGGGUCGUGUGCAGAGUGCUGGCGGUAUGGUGUUGCACAGCACAAUCCGAAAUCUUAGGUGUCCCCUCACCCUCCUAGUGGCCAUGGUUCUCUUCGAGGUCAUAUCCCAUGCACAUGCCAGCAAGAGCUUUGAGGACGUGCGCUGUAAGUGCAUCUGCCCUCCGUACAGGAACAUCAGUGGACACAUCUACAACAGGAACGUGUCUCAGAAAGACUGUAACUGUCUGCAUGUGGUAGAGCCCAUGCCAGUGCCGGGUCAUGAUGUGGAGGCGUACUGUCUGCUCUGUGAGUGCAAGUAUGAGGAGCGCAGCAGCAACACCAUUAAGGUGACCAUCAUAAUCUACCUGUCUGUGGUGGGCUCCCUCCUGCUAUACAUGCUCUUCCUGCUGCUGGUCGACCCCCUGAUGCGCAAGCAGGACAUCUACACCCAGCCCUUACAGAACGAGGAGGACACAGAGGACAUGCGGGCCCCUGUGGAGGGGCUGCAGGUGCGGGGGAGCACGGUGCUGGAGCGGGUGGAGGGGGCCCAGCAGCGCUGGAAGAAACAGGUUCAGGAGCAGCGCAAGACCGUCUUCGACCGCCACAAGAUGCUCAGCUAAACCUCCUGUGCUGCGCUGGAGCCCGGCUCCGCCCCUUUACACAACCACACCCCUGCUCUGCAACCAUACCCAUCCCUACGCACACCACAGCCUUCAGCUCAUCCACCAUCUCCACCUGGCAAUUGCGGCAGUGUUUCGGUAAUGUCCACGGCGUUACAGGGACAUUGUGAGAACGUUGCCUGUCAUUCCCCAUGCGACUCUGCUGUCAUUUCAGCCUGCUCUCCCCCAAGCCCUCAGUGUUCUUUCAAGAAGCUCGCUUGUCAUUUUCUGGUUGCGUGCUCCAGAAUCUCUGCGCACAAGGGUGUGGGCCUCCUUUGGCCUUUUCCUGACCGUCCUCCACUCAGAGGCGAGGGAUCUGCAUGGGCCUGCAGUGUGCUGUCUGUAAGCAGGAAACUGCUCUGCCAGGUGUGAAGGCACUUGUCAACAGUGGAUCUCUGCACUUUUACUCUGCCUUUCAUUUGCAUUUUUUCUUUCUUUCCUUGCUGUAGUGCAUUUGGAAGAUACAAUGGGGAAAUCUUUAUUUGACUGAAUUUCAUGUAAUUCUGAAUUUGAGUUAAUCUGUGUGGAAACGGAUAGAUCUAUUUGCACCGUCACAUUCAGCUGGUUGGUGUCACUGACAUAAAACCAGGCUUUUGUAAUAGAUGCAUGUCUGUUAUCAUAGCUUGGUUAAAUGCAAGCAGUCCUUUGUAGGCAGUCAUUUUUAUCUGUGUGAUACAGAUCAGAAAGGGAAAGCUUUAGUUUGAAUGUCGUCUUUGUGAAACACUUUUGGAUCUUGCACUGUAUUACUGUUGGGUUUGCACUGGGCUGGCUGUAAUAUGAGGCCCUGUCUUUAAUGUCAUAAUAUCAUUAUUAUAUUUAUGUCAUGUGUUGUAGGCAUAUGUUGAAUUUUGAAUUCUGUUUGUAUCAGGUGUAGAAUCACUGAAUUGCUCUUGCUCUUGAUUUCUGAGCAUGUGUCGUUGCAUUGGAAACGCUCCAUUCCGUGGAAUGGUGGUGAUGCGUAAUGGUGGACGCUGCCAUUCCAUCACUGUUCCCUCCAUCACAGGGAGUUUCUCUCUCUGUGUGUCUGCGCCUCCGGCCACACGGGCUGCUGUUGUUCCCUAAUGCCCCCUGGAACUCCCAGAAUUCCACCCUCCUGCUGUUUAUGUAAUCUGUAUGACUGUACGGCUUGCACUUUGUACCUCAAAUAGAGUUAAAGCACUGUUUUGAUUUUUUUAAAGGGCCAUGUGAUUUUUUUUAAAUAUUAGA
Molecule: messenger RNA, 2025 nt
Organism: Megalops cyprinoides (Indo-Pacific tarpon)
Lineage: Eukaryota; Metazoa; Chordata; Actinopteri; Elopiformes; Megalopidae
Gene: tmem9
Product: transmembrane protein 9
Exons: 6
Coding region: 208-780 (190 amino acids)
Cellular component (GO): lysosomal membrane
Source: RefSeq, a predicted model, not a curated record